AUGACGUUUCGUGAUGCUUUUCCAAUUUGUGGACCUCAGAUGACAUUCAUCGUAUUUAUCCUGAUGUUUACACUGACUUUGGUUGCUCACAGAGAAGCAACACAAGAAAUAAGAGCAAAUGAGUGCUUUGCAGAAUCCCAGUGGUCUUCAGAUAAUACAGCACAUCCUGAAAAACGGACGCUCAACUGCGACAAAUCUGAAAGUCAGCAUGGAUCGGUUUAUUGGAAGAAAGGCCCAAAAUGGGUAGGAAAUGGCAGGAAUUUGACAAUAAGAGUCAGAGGGACUCCAGAUGCUGGCAAUUAUACCUGUUGGAGUAGCACCACACAUGAGCUUCUGAGUUUCAGAGUUGUUUACAUUACUAAGAAGAAUGAACAAGGAGAAAUAGAUGAACCAAUUCUCAAGAAAUAUCCAGAGAAAAAUGCCUACUUCUACUGUGAAGCAAAUAAUUAUUCGGGGAACUUCACAUGCUUUUGGAAAGUGCACAGUCAAAAUCCAAACCUAAAAUUUUGGAUUGGAGAUGAAAAUCAAAUGAAGUCUGCAUCAGGAAGAGUAAUUUGUGACAUUAAUUCUGAGAAAACAAACACGGAAUAUUCAGCUUCCUGCAGAAGAGAAAAUCCCUGUUCAUAUACUGAGGAGUAUGAACAAAUUGAAUUGUCACUUCAUGUUUGUUUGACUGAUGUAUUUGUCCAUGAAAAACAUAACAGAAGUUUCUUCAUCAAGGACAUCUUAAAGCCGGAUGUUUCUCCGUGCCAGGUUACCAGAAAUGGCACAUUGAUUUUGUUACAUCCUGCAACCUGGAGCACCCCAGUUUCUUACUUUGGGCUUACUUACCAGAUCAAAACGGUUUUCAAUAAUAAUGAAGAGAUUUCUGAAGUUGAUCAUUCAUUAUUACUUCAACAUGGAGACAUCAUGACCAUUACUAAGAAACUGUGUCGCUUUUCUGGUUACCGCUGCUUAAUUCGAUCCCGGGAUCAUUACAACAGCCAUUCUGAUUGGAGCAAUUGGUCAAAUUGCAGAUACCGGAUCAACUAG
Notechis scutatus (mainland tiger snake) is the source of this 1032-nucleotide messenger RNA. RefSeq names its product interleukin-12 subunit beta-like. The record is from RefSeq and is a predicted model, not a curated record. Lineage: Eukaryota; Metazoa; Chordata; Lepidosauria; Squamata; Elapidae. Gene Ontology annotation, molecular function: protein binding.